Molecule: messenger RNA, 1427 nt
Organism: Drosophila busckii
Lineage: Eukaryota; Metazoa; Arthropoda; Insecta; Diptera; Drosophilidae
Product: LEM domain-containing protein Bocksbeutel
Exons: 1
Coding region: 222-1412 (396 amino acids)
Source: RefSeq, a predicted model, not a curated record
CUUUUUUUCUGGCGCAUUUUAAGACUAACUUGAAUAAGUUAAUUCUGAUUCCUGUAACAAGUGCACAUUAUAACUACUUUCUAUUUGGUUGCAAAAGGAACGAAAGUAACUUGUGUUACACUGUAACAACAUCAUUAUAGCAUUGGUAUUUUAAGCAGUGACGACAUCGCUAAAUUUGUAAACCUACUUAUUUUCUUCAAAUUCCAUAAAUAUUCACAGUAAUGUCCGAUCUUGCAUAUCUUGAAACGCUUUCAAACAAAAAUCUGCAUGCAAAAUGUCUAGAGUGUGGUUUGCCAAACAUUCCUGUAACUAACACAACUCGCAAUGUUAUUUUACACCGAUUGCGCUCAUCUCUUCUAGGCGACCUCAUGAACACAAAGAAUAAUGCAAUUCUAAAUGCAAUAGAAACUUUUAGGGCCGAGAUCGGGCCCACUAUUGAGGCAACACCGACAUCAGAGAUGUCCACGCAACGAUCUAGUGACUUAGAUGUCCACGGAAAAGAUAAAAGACGCAAUAAAAGCAGAGCUAGGACUACUAACACUAUUGCUCCGUUGCCCAGAGAAUAUUAUAGGGAUAAUGAAUUGAAUCGUUCUGUGCAAUCGACCAUUACAAUCUCUGACGUAGGUUCACAAUCAGACGAUGAUGAAUUUAUCAGAAACUUGAUGAGGACAAAACGUAUCCCACUUGUCAAGCAGCAACCACGUCAACGUUGUUCGGUUUCCUUAACAAAAUCAGGUUUGCUGACUACUUCCUAUAUUCGCGAGAUACAAGCAUCUGUUGUUGAAGACGAGAGCCGACCACAAAGCUUUAUAUAUGAACAACCGCAAAGUACAGAUGCACACCUGCAUACAAUACAUAACGAUGCAAAGCAACACGAACCCAACCUACAAAGUCAAAAUCUAUGCCAGACUAGACUAAACUCGUUAAGUUAUGUAGGGGAGUCAAAGACCAGACCUUAUGCUGUACGCAACACGUAUAUCGGAUCAAUUGAACCAUUCGAUGUAACUAGGAGUGGAUUAUCUAAAAACACCAUAAGACAGCGCCAUACCAUUGGAAGCAGUUGUUUUCCUAGAGCUCGUCUGUUACAACCGACUAGUAAUGUGAACUCGCUAUAUCCCACACUGAAUGGAUUCUAUGAUCAGCAAAAUCACUCAAUUGAGCCUGUGAAUCCAAGUACACACAAUGACUCAGAUUCUAGUACUGAGAUGAGCAAGAAUAAAUCUCAAUUUGAGAGACACUUUCCGCCAUUCGUCAAGCAACAUGCUAUGGAGCAGGUUGACACAGAUUCGCCGACAUACCAAUUUUGGGCACUCAUAAAUUCUUUAAAUCGCCAAUAUCAUCUCAAGUUUUAUAUAAUUUUAACAGCAGUAGUGAUCGCUGUCACUAUGAUCUAUGUAAUUUUAACACCCUAAAAUUUUUAAUUUCUU